UAUCGCAGUGCCAGAAAAAGCAAAUGGUAUUCUCGUGAUUCCCUCGCAAAAUAAAUCCCAUCCUUUUCCUCUUUGUCCUUCCCUUCUUCCUCUCUCUCUCUAUAGAGAAAGAGAGCGCUCCUCUCCUCUUCCCAUCAUAAACGAAUAGAUUCGGUUCUGGAGAUCAACCUCCGAUUUUCUCUCUGGCAAUUGAUAUUUUUGUCGCAAUCGUCUCAGAUCUUUCUUCCUGAAGCUGCCCGCCGAUUCCUUUUUCGGAAUUCCUGCCCUCAUCUGUACAUACAAAUCGCCUGAGCUUUUCUCGCAUUCUUGGUUGAUUUCGUCGUCCAAUUGCACUAGUGGACGCUAUUCUUUCUCUUCGGAAUGACGCAAUAGAUUCCUGCGAAGGCUAGAGGUAAUACAGUUUCGAUCUGUGAUCUCUUUCAAGCCUUCUAGGGGAUUUUUUUUUUUUAAAAAAAAAAAAUAGUGGAUCUGUUGAUUUAGAGCGCAAAAUGAGCGAUUUUGCUUCGUUUUGGUAGAUGAGUUGCUUCAUGUCGUAGGGAAGAGGGUAAGAGAGAGAGAGAGGGAGGAGGGGAAUGUUGGGAUGGAGGAUCCAUCUAUGUACAGUCACAGUCCGGCCCAUCUCGCCGUAUUACGAAGAGACCAUGCAGGCCUCAAGCGGAUCGUCGCCGCACUCCCUCGCCUCCCCAAGGCUGGGGAGGUCACCACUGAGGAGGAAUCCCUUGCUGGCGAGCUCACAGCCGAUUCUGUCUCCGCGACCAUUGACCGUCGUGAUGUUCCCCAUAGGGAGACCCCUCUUCACCUUGCUGUCCGGCUUCGUGACCCUAUCUCUGCUAAGAUUCUCAUGUCAGCUGGCGCUGAUUGGUCGCUUCAAAACGAGAAUGGCUGGUCUGCGCUCCAGGAGGCUGUUUGCAUCCGUGAGGAUUCAAUUGCCUUGAUCAUUGCUCGCCACUACCAACCCCUUGCUUGGGCUAAGUGGUGCCGUCGUCUCCCUCGCAUUGUUUCAUCCAUUGCACGGAUCCAGGAUUUCUAUAUGGAGAUCACAUUCAACUUUGAGAGCUCAGUUAUCCCAUUUAUUGGAAGGAUUGCACCAUCUGAUACUUAUCGAAUAUGGAAACGAGGUUCAAAUCUCAGAGCUGAUAUGACAUUGGCAGGGUUUGAUGGAUUCCGAAUCCAGCGAGCUGACCAGGCAUUCCUCUUCCUUGGUCAGGGUGCUGCUCCUGCUGAGAGUGGGCAUCCACAGCUGCCUGUUGGGUCUCUAAUUGUGCUUGCUCAUAAAGAGAAAGAGAUCACAAAUGCACUUGAAGGAGCUGGAGCCAAGCCCACAGAAGCAGAGGUGGCUCGUGAGGUUGCUUUGAUGUCUCAGACAAAUAUGUACAGGCCAGGAAUUGACGUUACACAAGCUGAGCUCAUCCCUCAUCUGAAUUGGCGGCGACAUGAUAAAUCUGAAAUGGUUGGGAAUUGGAAAAGUAAGGUCUAUGAUAUGCUGAAUGUGAUGGUGAGUGUCAAGUCAAGACGGGUCCCUGGUGCUAUGACUGAUGAGGAGUUAUUCAACAUGGACAAUGAUGAAAGGAGGGCCAAUGGUGGAGAUGUUGACGGGGAGCUCGAUGAAAUAUUGACACCAGAGGAGAGGGUGCAGUUGGAUUCAGCACUUCAGAUCAGUAAUUCUCAGGGUUUUGAUGAAUUGGAAGGAAAUAAUGGGACACAUGAAAGUAUAGUAAACUCUGAAUCAAGUGGUGUUCCCAAGGAAAAGAAAAACUGGUCAGUAUGGAGUAACAAAAGAACUUUGAAGAAUAAUGGAGUUGAAGAUACAGAUGACACAAAAAAUUUCCAUUCAAAAUUUCCUGAUAAUGGACAUCAUAAAGACAAAUUAACAAAAGAAAAAACGGAUGCUAAGAAGGGGAAUGAAAAAAGCACAAAGAAGAAGAGUGGUCACAGUGAAUCUAGCAAACAUGAAAGUGAAUUCAAGAAAGGUUUGAGACCAAUUUUGUGGUUGACUCCUGAUUUCCCUUUGAAGACGGAUGAGCUUCUUCCUUUACUUGAUGUCUUAGCUAACAAGGUCAAGGCUGUGAGGAGGCUCAGGGAGCUUUUAACCACAAAGCUGCCUCAAGGCACAUUUCCAGUUAAGGUAAUUUUUGGGUGCAUGUUUUAAGUAGAUUCAUCUCCUGAAUUUUUUUCUAUUUC
Messenger RNA from Zingiber officinale, 2181 nucleotides. Its product is annotated as ankyrin repeat domain-containing protein 13C-A-like. Gene Ontology annotation, cellular component: cytoplasm. The record is from RefSeq and is a predicted model, not a curated record. Gene Ontology annotation, molecular function: protein binding. NCBI's taxonomy places the organism in Eukaryota, Viridiplantae, Streptophyta, Magnoliopsida, Zingiberales, Zingiberaceae. The transcript is spliced from 2 exons. The coding region runs from base 581 to 2149 and encodes 522 amino acids.